Messenger RNA from Callithrix jacchus (white-tufted-ear marmoset), 3223 nucleotides. It is a transcript of the gene BLOC1S3, whose product is annotated as biogenesis of lysosomal organelles complex 1 subunit 3. Gene Ontology annotation, cellular component: BLOC-1 complex. The record is from RefSeq and is a predicted model, not a curated record. Lineage: Eukaryota; Metazoa; Chordata; Mammalia; Primates; Cebidae.
AGAGCCGGCCCAGCCGCUUCUCUGUUGGUGGUUCCUCCAUUCAAGGAACGCCCUCAAAGCUGAUGCUGAGAACUUGCUUCCUGAUUGGUAGCCGGCCGAGUACACGUGACUUGGCCGCUAUUGCCCGCCCAACCCGCUCCCCUAUUGGUCAAGAUCACAGCCCUUCAGCUGCCACGGUGAGGACGCAGCACUCAGGCAAGGAAGCGGAUCCCGGAGGUUCGGAGCGUCAGCUGGCGGCUCGGCGCCAUGGCGUCCCAGGGUCGGCGGCGGAGGCACCCACGGAGGCUGGAGACGGUGGUGCCGGGGGAAGCGACUGAGACGGAUUCGGAGCCCUCUGCGUCCUCGUCGGAGGAGGAGGAGCUGUACCUGGGUCCUUCGGGCCCGACGCGCGGCCGCCCCACGGGGCUGCGGGUGGCUGGGGAAGCCGCGGAGACCGACUCGGACCCGGAGCCGGAGCCGACGGCCGCGCCGAGGGACCUGCCUCCGCUUGUGGUGCAGCGGGAUUCGGCGGAGGAGGCCUGGGGCGCGGAGGAGGCCCCGGCGCCCACCCCCGCGCUCUCACUCCUGCAACUUCGGCUGGCGGAGAGCCAGGCUCGUCUGGACCAUGACGUGGCGGCCGCCGUGAGCGGUGUGUACCGCCGUGCGGGCCGCGACGUGGCCGCUCUGGCUAGUAGGCUGGCGGCAGCCCAGGCGGCGGGGCUGGCGGCGGCCCACAGUGUGCGCCUGGCACGCGGGGACCUCUGCGCGCUGGCUGAGCGCCUGGACAUCGUGGCUGGCUGCCGCCUGCUGCCGGACAUCCGCGGCGUGCCGGGUACCGAGCCUGAGCAGGACCCGGGGCCGCGGGCCUAGCCGUGAUUCUACUUCCCAACCAGACUACCUGACUCUGCAAUUUGGGAGUAGGCCUUGCUGCCUCUGGAACCUGACUCUGUCCCUUGUGUCUCUCUUUAUUUUAUUUUAUUUUAAAUACGGGGUUUCACCAUGUUGGCCAGGCUGGUUUCGAACUCUUCAUCUCAGAUAAUCCUCCCGCCUCAGCCUCCCAAAGUGCUGGGAUUACAGGUGUGAGCCACCGCGCCUGGCCCCUUGUGUCUCUUAACCCCCACACCACGCCCCCAUCUUGGUGUCACCCAUGGGGGCUAAUCCGGUCCCCUUGGAUAAUGCCUUGUAUUGGAUAUAGUUCAGCCGCUACUGUGGAGACCAGGGUCCCACUACCCUUAGACCUGGUUCCUCCCUGCUGAUCCUGACCCUGCUCCCUGAUUCUGAGCCUUGCCCUGGGGCUUGGCUCCAGCCUUUGAUAAAUAGUUGCUCCUUAGUUUAAACUGUUUCCACUCUAGGGGCUCACCAUGUCAUAUUUUUUCUUCUGCCUUUCUUUUCUUUUUACUGUCUCUCCCUUUUUUUUUUUUGAGGUGGAGUUUCACUCGUUACCCAGGCUGGAGUGCAGUGGUGGGAUCUCGGCUCACUGCAACCUCCGCUUCCUGGGUUCAAGCAAUUCUCCUGCCUCAGCCUCCGGAGUAGCUGGGACUACAGGCGCACGCCACCAUGCCCAGCUAAUUUUUGUAUUUUUAGUAGAGACGGGGUUUCACCUUGUUGACCAGGAUGGUCUCGAUCUCUUGACCUCGUGAUCCACCCACCUCGGCCUCCCAAAGUGCUGGGAUUAUAGGCGUGAGCCACCGCGCCUGGCCUUUUUUUUUUUUUGAGGUAGGGUCUCUGUCACGCAGGCUAGAGUGCAGUGGUAGGGUCAGCAUUCACUGUAGCCUCUACCACAGGCCCAAGUGAUCCUCCCACCACAGCCUUCCAGAGUUUGGGGACUGCAGACCCACGCCACCACACCCAGUUGCCUGGUUAAUUUUUCUUCUGACCGUUUGAAGAGGGAAGAAGGUCUCAUUAUGUUGCCCAGGCUUGUCUUAAACGCCCGGGCUCAAGAGAUUCUCCCACCUUGAUCCUCCCACCUUGGCGUCCCAAGGUGCUGGGGUUACAGGUGCAAGCCAGCACACCGGGCUGUGCUCCGCCUUUCUGAGUUUGGUUUCUGCUCAUGGUUUGGGGGCUUGUUCCCGUUCUAACCACAGGAACUCAGGAUACGACACAGCUUCCCCGCUGUCUUCCUUCACUCUGUUGGCUACAUCUCCCAUCCUAGCUCCACUGCCGGAACUUCCCUCCCCCUAGACUGGGUCUUUGUUUUGUUUUUAGAGACAGGGUCUCCGUGGUCCAGGCUGGAGUGCAGUGGCACGAUCUCUGCUCACUGCAACCUUUACCUCCCAAGUUCCAGCGAUUCUCCUGCCUCAGUCUUAAAACUAGCUGGGAUAACAGGUGGGCACCCCCAUGCCUGGCUAAUUUUUAUAUUUUUAGUAGAGAUGGGGUUUCACCAUGUUGGCCAGGCUGGCCUUGAACUCCUGGCCUCAGGUGAUCUGCCCACCUCACCUCCCAAAGUGCUGGGAUUACAAGUGUGGGCCACCGUGCCCGACCAGCUGGGUCCUUGUUCUGCUGCCCGGGCGGGGCCUUGGUUCUAGUUUUUGCUCUCCCGUCUCUUGCCUCCUCCUCCUCCUCCUCGUUGAGCUCAGCUCCACCCUCUCAGCCUGAUUUUGUUUCCUGAGUCUAGCUGUGCCGUGGGGUAGGUCUCGCUUCCUAUUGCUGUCUCUAUCCUGCUUACACCUCCCCGAUCCUGGGUUCUGGAGACUCCCUAUGGUUUCCUUCCUUCUGCAGGCCCAAAAUGACGGCCCCUCCUAACCCAAGGCAGGCGAUCUUCCUCCCGACUCUGAACCAAGGUGGCAUUACCCGCAGGCCCCUCUAGGCCAACGUGAUGCUUGCUCUCAACUCUAAGGCCAAGGUGGUGGCCUCUCCUGAUGCCCCAGACCUGAAGUGACACCCUUCAGGCACUUCAGGCCUGGUUCAGUCCUGCCCUGGUGCUUUGGGCACCAGACGACAGCGCUUUACGGAUAACAGUAUAACGCGGGUGGAUUUCACUACGUUGGCUCCUAGAUGCUGUAAAAGGCCUGGGAUUUCAGACUUGGCUCAGGACCUGGGGUGAGCAGCCGCCCUCUGCUCCUUUGCACCUGCCCGCGUCCAGCCCCAGCUCUGGUCCUUCAGCUGCGUUCAUAUUGACUGACCUCUCCCAGCCUAUCACCCUCUCCCUUGUCCCAAUCCAAAGCCAAGUUCUGAGGCUCCAGGAUGGAGAAUGGGCAGGAGCUUUUCAUGGCAGACUGAUUAAAACUCUAAGCCUUUACCCUUA